AUGAAAUUUUAUCUUGUUGGACUUUUGGUUUUGAUUGCUUCCUUAGCUGUUCUCGUCAUCGGAGCUCCAGCUCCACAAACCACCAAAUCUCCAACGAGCAACCAAAACACCAAAUCUCCAAAGGGCAAACAAAAUAUCAGCCCUCCAAAGGGCAAACAAAACACCAAAUCUCAAAAGAGCAAACAAAACACCCCUCCAAAGAGCAAGCAAAACACCAAAUCUCUAAAGAGCAACUCAAACCCCGACCCUCCAAAGAGCACCAACCCUCCAAAGAGCAACAACUCUACAUGUUUCCAAAAAGACAACGCGAUACAAGCUGAGAAUCUCCAAAAGAAAUUUGAUACUUUAACCACGAGUUCUCCAUGUAAUCCCGGCGAUAACGCUUGUAUUAAUGGUCAAUUCGCUCAAUGCUCUGGUAAAAACCAAUGGUCUCUUCAAAAAUGUAACGCUGGUUUAACAUGUUGUGCGCUUCCCCUUCGAAACAAACCAGGCACUUCAGUCGCUUGUG
This is a messenger RNA of Racocetra persica, 508 nucleotides long. NCBI's taxonomy places the organism in Eukaryota, Fungi, Glomeromycota, Glomeromycetes, Diversisporales, Gigasporaceae. The record is from the annotation of a GenBank genome assembly.